Messenger RNA from Fonsecaea erecta, 1350 nucleotides. RefSeq lists its product as hypothetical. The transcript is spliced from 3 exons. The record is from RefSeq and is a predicted model, not a curated record. Bases 1 to 1350 code for a protein of 449 amino acids. Lineage: Eukaryota; Fungi; Ascomycota; Eurotiomycetes; Chaetothyriales; Herpotrichiellaceae.
AUGUCGGUCUCCAAAGUUGAAGAGGGGCAUGAAGAGGACCGACGUCAACAGUCUGGUAUUGUGAAGAACUUCUGCAACAAAACCGUGAUCAUCUCCAUUAACGGUGGUAAAGAGCAGCGCCUGGACCCAGCCCUCGUCGGUGGCGGGGCAAUGGUGAAUUUGAUCCCACAAUGGGUGGUUGGUGAAGCAAACUUGGCUGUAGUCCGGGCUAAAUCCCUUGAUGUCCGCGGUUUUGACGGCCGUGUGACCUUGGUGCUUGAACUGCUGCUUUCUCGCAGAUUAAUGUCUGCCUCGAAAGUCCUUGGCGUUUACGGCAGAAACGAGACCUGGAUCAGAGACCCGGUUACUAACGAACAGGUUAAGGUCGAGAAGUGCGACACAUCAGCUACCGGUAUGGGACCAGCCCCCGAAGUUUGCUUCAAUCGCCGGAUCAAGACAGGUGAUGCGGCCGUAGGGGCGUUGAAGAAUUCGGCUCGGUCCCCGAAGGUCCUGGAACAGCUCGAAAAUAUCUCAAAUGGCGACUACACGGACCAGGCUGAGGAGAGUCUUGAUGAAUUGGUCAACAAAUUGAUCAUGCAGCCUCCAAGAGUGAGCCGCAACUUCAAUACCAUCUGGCUGCAGACGGUUCAAAUACCGGGGGGAGCAGUUUCGUUUCAGGCACUUACGCUCAAGCCGGGAAUACCGGUCAAGGAGAAGGACUGGAAGGACGUUCACUUCGUGGUGCUCAUGCCGCUUGCUUUUACAGCAGCGGAGACCAGAUAUACGACGACGAAGCGCGACGGCGCUGGCCCUGUUGAAGGCCCUGCUGGAAAGUCGAUGGUUGGUGGUUGGCAGCAUAUAGCCCGUUAUGACAUCACGGACCAUGCCUCGCUUUUGAGCGUUUUGAAGUCAGAUGACGGACACGGCCGCAUCGCCAGAUGGCAGCUGGAGUUUGGCGCAUUCUGGCUCGACGUUGUGCAUGUCUCGGGAAAUACAUUGGUGGCCCCUGAUGGCCUGUCUGGUGUCAGUCCGGAUCACGCAUAUCGGCCACUUUUUGAGAAGGACGAGGAAUUUCAAAUCUCGGAUCUGGUCCCGGGCGACGAGGCGCAGAGGAUCCGACCGAGCGUUACUCGGAAGUCAUAUCGGCGAAUCCAGAAACACGCCGACACCGGCGAGGUACUACGACUGAAGCUACGGCACGAGAGCGGGACCGGGCCUCUGACUCUGAAUCUGAUGACUCGUCGUCUGUCUCGCCUCGAGAUCCGGGUCCUGGAUGGGAGAAGUUGGAAGACGACGAAUGAUUGGUCCUGUGAUAGAAUUCCUAAAAUUUGGAAGGAUUACUCCUUCAGGCACCUUGGACGAUUCCGUUGA